CUCCUCGCCAGCUCACCCCCGCCAACCUCCGUUCCGAUCCACGCGAAAGCGGAGCCAGCGCCAAGAAGACGCCCUCGACGGUCCGGAGCUAGAGAUGGUGGCGGCGAUCGCGGUGGCGUCGGCGGGGCUGGGGAUGCUGGCGGGGGUGGCGAUGGCCAACAACAGCAGGCCGCCGCCCGACAGCGCCGCCGCGCGGCCGUGGAGGCACGCGGCGCCGCGGUGCGCGACGUGCGGCGGGAUGGGCCAGGAGGAGUGCCGCCUGUGCGCGCGCUGGUCCGACGCCGGGACCCGGGGCGGCGACCGCUCCGGGUGCGGGGCCUGCGCGGGCACGCGGCGGACGCCGUGCCGGAGCUGCGGCGGGUCCGGGACCGGGCGCCGCGCGCCCGUGCGGAUCGCCGCGGGGAGCGCGCUGCGCCCGAUCGUGCGGGCCAGAUGAGCCCUUCGGUCUAUCACGGCGAUGCCUCCCACUCUCGACUCGUCUCGCCUCGCCACGGCUGGACCGCCGAACGGAUGAAGGCGCCGUGGUGGCGAGCUGCUCUGGAGUCUGGAGCAGAAGAAUCACGGCGUCGAAUUCUUCCCCCUUACGUUUUCUUGGCUGAAAAAAAAAACAAGAUAGAGACUUUGUAACAUAUGCUACUAGAUUAGCGAGUUGAUCAAUCAAAUAUAUCUAUCAAAGUUAACUCCA
Messenger RNA from Phragmites australis (common reed), 685 nucleotides. RefSeq lists its product as uncharacterized. The transcript has a single exon. The record is from RefSeq and is a predicted model, not a curated record. Bases 95 to 436 code for a protein of 113 amino acids. NCBI's taxonomy places the organism in Eukaryota, Viridiplantae, Streptophyta, Magnoliopsida, Poales, Poaceae.